Molecule: messenger RNA, 439 nt
Organism: Capsella rubella
Lineage: Eukaryota; Viridiplantae; Streptophyta; Magnoliopsida; Brassicales; Brassicaceae
Product: proteinase inhibitor
Exons: 2
Coding region: 57-293 (78 amino acids)
Biological process (GO): response to wounding
Molecular function (GO): serine-type endopeptidase inhibitor activity
Source: RefSeq, a predicted model, not a curated record
AUAACCUCGAUCCCAAAGAAGUAAGAGAGAAUCAAAACAGUAAAAAGAGAAGAGAAAUGUCUCGAUCGGGUGUAUGCCAAGAUACUGCUGGUGAAGGGAUGAAGAGUUCAUGGCCUGAACUGGUAGGGAGAAGAGGAGAUGAAGCAAAAGAGAUCAUCGAUAGAGAGAACACAAAAGUGACGGCUCGGAUCAUUUCUGAAAAGGCAGUGGUUUUGACUGUUGUGGUUUGUGAUAGGGUUUAUGUUCGUGUUAAUGACCACGGCAUUGUUACACGAACCCCUUCCGUUGGUUAAGUGUUGUUAUAUAUAUACGUGUGUGAAGCAAUAUUUAUGGAUCUUGAUGUUUAACGUAUGUGUGUAAUAAGAUAUGCUUGACUGUGAAUGUUGUAAUAAGGAACAAUUUGUAUGUUUAUACGAUAAUAAGUUUUACUAGAUUUUAA